CAGUAAAGUUGAGGAAAAAGACCGAUCUUUGCACCCAUUGUUUAAUUAUGAUAGCGUGUUUUCUGAUUUUGCUUUGUCAUGUUGAAUUUGCACUUUUGUUCCUCCCUCCCUUAUGCCUGCGGCCUGUAACUUGGCUGCCACUCCUCAACCACUCCCUGGAAAAAAAAUGCAUAUAAAUUAGGACUUCGUACAGUUGUUUUCUUUCUGAAGCUCUUGCUGGCUCAUACAACAGUGCUGCAAAGUUUCAGAGUUCAGUAAAGAAUCGAGGAAAUACUGUAAAGAGAUGGAGCUUGACAAAGACCGUUGUAUUAAGAUGAACGAUGGCAACAAAAUUCCUGCACUGGGAUUUGGUACCUAUUCCCCUGAUGCAGUUCAAAAAAGUAAAUGUGAGGAGGCGACAAAGGUGGCUAUUGAAGUUGGCUUUCGCCAUAUUGAUGGAGCCUUUGUAUAUGGGAUUGAGGAGGAGGUUGGACGAGCCGUUCACGAGAAGAUUGCAGAUGGAACAGUUAAAAGAGAGGACAUAUUUUAUACAGGAAAGCUUUGGAGUACCUUUCACCGUCCUGAACUUGUGCGAAGCUGCCUGGAACAAUCACUGAAGAAACUUAAGUUUGACUAUCUUGAUCUCUUCAUUAUCCACAACCCCAUGUCUCUAAAGGCCAUGGAGGCAUGUAAAGACGCAGGCUUGGUGAAGUCCAUCGGAGUGUCCAACUUCAACAUCAGACAGCUGGAGAUGAUCCUGAACAAACCAGGGCUCAAGUACAAACCUGUUCUCAACCAGGUUGAAUGUCACCCUUACCUCAACCAAGGCAAAUUACUGGCCUUCUGCAAAUCCAAGGAUAUCCUCCUUGAAGCCUAUUGUGUUCUGGGAUCACAGAGAGACAAGAUGUGGAUAGACCAAAGCACCCCAGUUCUGCUGGAGGACCCAGUAUUGGGUGCAGUUGCCAAAAAGUACAACCGAAGCCCCGCUCUAGUAGCCCUGCGCUACCAGCUGCAACGUGGAAUCGUGGUCCUCUUUAAAAGCUAUACCAGAAAGCGUAUUGAAGAAAACUUCCAGGUUUUUGACUUCCAGCUCUCUGAGGAGGACAUGAAAACCAUUGAUGGGAUGAACAAAAACCGUUCCUAUGUGCGUUUAGAACAAUUUUUGGGCCACCCACAGUUGUAUACGGAUGAAUAAUGGAAAGGAUCUUUUCAUUGUUCCUGAUUUUAUUUCACGCAUAAGGAAAAUCAGGCAUACAUUUCAUCUCCUUGCCCCGUUCCUGUGAUUAGUCCUAGAGAAGCGCCCUGUUCUGGAAACCCACCUUCUGCUGGAGAUGUCAAGAGAUCUACACUGUACAUUUAAACAGAAAUGCUAAACAACUCAGUCUCUGAAUGGAAUGGCACUUCAUUGCUAAUUGGGAAAAAAUAAAGGUGUCUGUGUAAUGCA
This is a messenger RNA of Mauremys mutica (yellowpond turtle), 1423 nucleotides long. RefSeq names its product estradiol 17 beta-dehydrogenase 5-like. The coding region runs from base 284 to 1174 and encodes 296 amino acids. Gene Ontology annotation, molecular function: steroid dehydrogenase activity; aldose reductase (NADPH) activity; ketosteroid monooxygenase activity. Gene Ontology annotation, biological process: steroid metabolic process. NCBI's taxonomy places the organism in Eukaryota, Metazoa, Chordata, Testudines, Geoemydidae. The transcript has 8 exons. The record is from RefSeq and is a predicted model, not a curated record. Gene Ontology annotation, cellular component: cytosol.